AUGUCUGAGUAUAAAAUUAGUAGUACUUACUUUUCUAGUAAAAAUAAAAUUAUAUUGUUAAUAUGUGUUAUUUUUUUCUCUUCUUCUACUCAUAUGUUUAAGAAUGUGUUUCCGUUUUUAUUUAUGCUGACAGAUACAAGAAAUGAAUCUGAAAGUAUUAAUUCAGUUGUUAAAACAAGUAAUUUACAUAACGCUGGCAGCUUAGAUGAUUAUGAAAAAAAAUAUCCUAGUGAAUUAAAAAAAAAUGGGAAAAUAUCUUAUAAAGAGUUUUUUUUAAAAAACAAAAAUAAAUUGUUAAAUAAUAAUUAUAAUGAACCAAUUAAAUAUAAUAAACUUAUUGGAGAACAAAAUAAUAUCAAUGAUAAACCUAUAAACUUAUAUAAUAAUGUACUAUCUUUAAUAUAUAUUAGUUCGCUAAUGACAUACUUUAUUAUUUUGUUCUUUGAUUUAAGCAAAAAAAAUUAUAUAUUAAAUAUUUUUUAUAUUGCUAAUUUAAUUUCUCAUUGUAUUAUUUUUGUAAUGUUAAAUAAUAUACAAACAUAUAAUUCACACUUAAAUAGUAACUUAUAUAUAAAUAAAAAUAAGAUUAAUUUUUUUAAUUCGUAUAAUUCUACGAUGAAGGCAAUUCACCCUAAUAUAAAAAAAGACAUUAAUUUAAUUUUUAAAAGUAAUUUAAAAAAUAAAUUAAAUUUCAAAAAUUUAUAUAUUACAGAUAAUUUUGAAAAUUUUUUCUUUCUAGAAAAAUAUUUUAUAUUUUUAAUGCAACUUGAUGGCAUCUCAUUUGAUCAAAAUAAAUCAAAAUAUUUGAAGAAGUUUAAUAAAGGGUGGGAUGAAAACAAAAGUGAGUCUUUAGAAAAUAUUUAUAACCAAACUAAAUAUUAUGAAAUUAUGAAUCAAAAGAAUAAUAUAAAUGGAUAUUCUUUUUUUGAAAAUGAUAAAAUAUAUUAUAAAAAAACUUUGAAGUUUUUAUAUUUUUUUAUAAUAAUUAGUUCUAUAUGUAGUUCAUACAUAAAUAUUUACCAAAAGAAAAUUUUAUAUUGUGUGUUUUAUAUAAAUAUAGGAGUAAUAACUUCAUUUUUGAUUUUAAUGAAUAGCAUUUUUAAAUUUUUAGCGCAUUCCUUAAAUUAUAUAUUAUCAAAUAAAAUAAAUGGAAAAAUUAGUGAUUACGUAAUUUUAUUUUUAUUUAUAGAUAUAUUUGGUUUAAUAAUGAUUUUAAUUUUCACUUACAAGUGGUUUAAUCAAAAAAAUUUGUGGCUUAAUUUACACAAAAUAUUUUAUAAUUACCAAUACAUUUGCUUUUAUUGUAAUCAUACUUAUUAUAUAUAUACAAUAGAUAAAAACAUAGAUAAUAUUUUAGUGAAUAUAGAUUUAUAUGCAGAUAAAAAUAUUGAUAUAAGCUUUUGCGCUUAUACUAACUUAGAAAAAUCAGUUUUUUAUGAACAUUUUAUUUUAAAUAAAUUCAGAAAUAAUAAACUAAGAAUUGUUGAAAUAAAAGAUAAAAAUUUUAAAAUAAGUAGUACUUAUAAGAGUAAAAACAAUGUAUAUGAAAACAAAAAAGAAAAAAAAAGUAAAGGAAUUAGAGAAGGCAAAAGUGAUGUCUGUAAAAGAAAGCAUAGUCAUAGCCUUACUAUGAAACCAUACAGUAUUUGUAUAGAAACAGUAACCAAUUUAAUUAAUCAAAAUCCAAAUCUUUAUAAUGCAUUAGAUAAAGAUAUUAGUAAUCAAAAUAUAACAAGUGUAAAUACUACUAAUAAUAAAAACAGUGAAAUGUUAGAUGAUUACAAAAUACAUAACGAUGGCACGUAUUAUGAUAAUAAUUAUAUAAAUGAUAAGAUUCUAACACAAGAUAACUUAGAUAAACAUUUAUUUAAUGAACAAAAUUAUCAAUGCUCGUUUCUCACAAAUAAGACUAUUAAUUCGAAAUGUAUAACUCAAGGAAAAAGAAGUUUAUUAAGUAGAUCAGUAAAUUUUUUAAGUGUAGAUGAAAAAGAAAAGAAUGAUGAUAAUAAUAGUUUUUAUAAUACAAGAGACUACUUUAAUGAGUUAGAGAAAAACGAUCUACUAAAUAAUAGUGUAGAAAUGAAAAAAGAAAAAAAUAUUAUAGAAGAAGAAAAAAAGGAUGUAAAAAAUGGAAAAAUUUUAAAUAAAUCUAUAAAUAAUAUAGAAACAGAAAAUACAACUUUUGAAACUAAUUCAAAAUUUAUUGUUAAAAAUAAUUUAGAUUAUACCAAAAAAAGUGAUAAUUAUGGUUUACAAAUAAUUAAUUCAUUUGAAAAUAUAAGCUAUAAAAAGGAGGAUGAAAAAAAAAAAAAUGUUUUAUUAAUUCCUAAUUAUGAUGAUGCAAUCAAAUGCUUAGAUUACGAUAAAGUGAAUCUGCCCUAUAAAAAUAACGGAUGUUCUUUAUUUUAUGGCAAAAACAAAGAAAAAAACAAUAUUAAAAAUCGUUUUAGGAUAUUUCAAAACAUUAAAAUAUUCUUGUCAUCAUUUACUUUUUUUUUCUUUUUUUUUAUAUUUAUUCAUGCUUUUUUAUUAUCAAUUAUCCACAUAUUUAUCAACUAUUUUUUUUAUAUAUAUUUAUUUGUAUAUAAUAUAAAUAUUUAUAUAUCAAAUGUUUACACAAUAAUUAUGACAUUUGUUUCAUUGAUAGCUAUACCUUUUUCUGGAUAUAUUAUGGAUAAUAUAGGGUCCUUUCUAUCUCUUCUUUUAUGUUCAUCUUUUUUUAUUUUAAUAGCUAUAUCAGGAUCUAUAUAUUGCUACAAAUUUAAUUUAAAUUCUGAAGUAUUAGCUUUCUUGUUCUUUAAUUUAAUAGGUAUAAGCCAAUCUAUUAUCCCCACUGUUAUUAUUUCCCAAAUACCUACUCAUUUAUGUGUAAAGAAUAAUGAAAAUAUUACUUCUGCCUUUGCUAUAUUUGAAUUGGUUUCAAUGCUUAUUAUAAGCCUAAAUAAUUAUAUUUUUGGUUCUUUUUUGAUUAAAGAAGAAUACUUAAAAGGCCUAUAUAUAUUAUUUGUUUUUAUUAUUCUAGUGAUUGCUCUAAUUUUAUUGUUAAUAGUAACAAUUUAUAUUAAAAAAAAAAAAACCAAAUUUCGUAUGCAAAAGUAUAAAAAUAUUGACUUAGCGCAACCGCUGAUAUAA
This is a messenger RNA of Plasmodium relictum, 3132 nucleotides long. Its product is annotated as conserved Plasmodium protein, unknown function. NCBI's taxonomy places the organism in Eukaryota, Apicomplexa, Aconoidasida, Haemosporida, Plasmodiidae. The transcript has 5 exons. The record is from RefSeq and is a predicted model, not a curated record. The coding region runs from base 1 to 3132 and encodes 1043 amino acids.